AUUAUUUGUGGCAUGAACUUUCAGUCACUCAGCAGCAAACUCGCCGAAACAACAUGCCUCCCAACUACGCUGAGUGAUGUUCAGUGACUAUUGCGUGCCGUGACCCACUUCGCCCUCAGCGUCUAGUUAUGCCUGCAUCGCUGUGGGACCAAGUGUCGUUACUUUAGGACCAUUACAUCCGAUUCUGGAGAGGGACGCACUCGACCAUACCGACCAGUUAUUUGGGGCAGAGAGAGAGAGAGUUUCUCCAAGAGAUUGGCUGUGAUAAACAUUAAAUGACUGACUAAAAUCGCCGAUGAUCUUGACAGUGUACCUGAGCGACAGCCAGCAGAUGCUGACAGAGGUGCCCAUCACCCCAGAGACCACCUGUAAAGACGUGGUAGAGUUCUGUAAGGAGGCCGGAGAAGGUGGCUGUCACCUAACUGAUGUCUGGAAGGGCAACGAGAGAGUGAUCCCCUUUGACCACCUGAUGUAUGAGCACCUGCAGGAGUGGGGUCCCAGGAGGAUGGAGGUCAGGUUCUAUCUGAGACACGAAGACUCCCCCUCAGAGAGCAGCGACCAGGGGAGCCAGCUCUCUCAGGAACAGUCCAACAGAGGCAGUAGAGGGAGCUCAGACCAGCCUUGUGAAGAAAGGGUGGGGAACCCUUGCGUGGAGCUGACUCUGUCGGAGCUGCAGGAGAUGGCCACACGGCAACAGCAACAGAUCGAGACCAAACAGCAGAUGCUGGUUGCCAAGGAGCAGCGUCUGAGGUACCUGCAGCAGCAGGACCACAGACAGGGCCAGACAGUGUCAGAGGCUGAGAAGCUACAGAGGUUGAAAGGGCGAGUUGAGAGUCAGGAGGCCAAACUAAAGAAGAUCCGCGCCAUGAGGGGCCAGGUGGACUACAGCAAGCUCAUCAAUGGCAACCUGUCGGCUGAGAUCCAGCAUGUGAGUGGGCAGUUCCAGGAGAAGCAGGCAGAGCUGCAGUCAGCUGUGGUGAAGGUGGACCAGCUCACCCAGCAGCUGGAGGACCUGAGGAGGGGACGUCUCAACGGCCUGCAGCCCCRAGGAGGACCUCUCACUGGCACCGCCGCUCUGGAGCUACGUAAACUCUACCAGGAACUACAGGUGCGUAACAAGCUGAACACGGAGCAUAGUGGCAGGCUGCAGCAGAACAAGGAGCUGCUGAAUAAGCGCAACACGGAGGUGACUAUGAUGGACAAGCGCAUUGGGGACCUUCGCGAGCGCCUGCACAAGAAAAAAACAGAGCUUAACAGGAUAAACGGUCCUCCCUCCCCCCAGUCCAUCCUCAGCAGCUCAGGCCGCGUGGCCGCGGUAUGUCCGUACAUCCAGGUGCCCGUCCCAGGCAGACAGGAGGUGGGCUACGCUCUGCCCCCAGACCCCGUUAAACCACCGUUUGUCCCUGGGACUGGCACCAUCAGCCAUGGCCGCUCCAAAUCAGAGGAGGAAGGGUGCGGUGUGAGGAAGCCCUCCGUCCAAUGGAAGGUCUCAGAUAUAGACAUCAUAGUGGACCCCGUGGAGAUGAGAGAGGGGCCCCGGUCCCCCUCAGGGGCCUGCAGUGCAGACACAGUCUGCAGCCAGGGGCUAGGGCAACAGAAGCAGAGGGGCCUCAGUAACAGGGCUCAAUAUCAACAACAUACAUCCAAUGAAGCAGUGUGGUCCACCCUUAGUAAAAGUGUCUCCCCGAUGCAACCUCCAGAUUGGAGGAACACCAGCCCAGACCAGAGCCUUGACUUCAGUAAGCUACCAGGAGGAUCCGUGUCCAAACCACUACCCAUCUACGGGACCUACCCUGCACCUACUGGCCACCCGUCUAUAGUCUGCUCUACCAGCUCCCUGACCAGGUCUGCCCCUGCCACUUUAGCCUGGCAGCGUUCAGCCCCAGCACCUCCUGGUUACUCCUCCCAGCAGAUCCAGCAGCGUAUCUCUGUCCACCCUAGCCCCACACCCCAGUCAGGCCAGGGGGAGGGGGAGAGGCCUGACCCCCCGCCGGCUGUGGCUGUGAGGCCCUACGUCCCAGACCGGUCCUCCUCCAGGCCUCAGUCCCCCAGGAAGGGCCCUGCCACUAUGAACUCUUCCUCCAUCUACCACAUGUACCUGCAGCAGCCUGCAGCAGCCAAGAGCUACCCAGCAGGAGCCAGGUCUGCUGUCAAAGCAGUGUAUGGGAAACCCGUGCUUCCCUCCAGCACCUCUCCCUCCCCUGUGCCCUUCCAGCAUGGGGCCCUGUCCCCAGGAGGAGAGAGUGGAGAGGACAUGGUGGACAGGGAAGGGAACACCACAGAGGGUAGACUCCUACCCCCUCCCAGUGUGGAGAACAUCCCGCGUCCCCUGAGCCCCACCAAGCUGACCCCCGUGGCCCACUCCCCGCUGCGCUACCAGAGCGACGCCGACCUAGAGGUCCUGCGCCGGCGGCUGACCAACGCACCACGCCCGCUGAAGAAACGCAGCUCCAUCACAGAGCCAGAGGGCCCCACUGGACCCAACAUCCAGAAGCUCCUGUACCAACGCUUCAACUCCCUGGCCGGAGGCAUGGAGGGCAGCAACAACACUCCGUUCUACCAGCCUGUCUUCAUGGGUGGUGUCCUGGGAUGUCCUGACAUGGACAACAUCAACACUGCUAAUGGGAACCUGAUGGAGACAGCCUCCCUUGUGGUCACUGCAGCAGAGGGUCCCAAUUCAGACCAUCGCCUGUCCCCUUCCUCUGACUCCAAUGAAAAUCAGAAGCAGAGGACCCCCCCACCCAGUGAGACCAUUCCCUGCUUGCCCACCCCUCAGCCCAGCCAGGAAGACAACAACAACAACAACCAGCCUGGUCCUACCACCAACAGCACCACCUCCACUCCAAGGCCCAUCCCUGAGGCCUCGUCCCCCCAGCAGAAAGACACCUCUCCCCGGACUGUCACACCCCCGGCAUUGCCUAAGCAGAUCAAGAGGACUAACCUGAAGAAGCCUGAGUCAGAGCGGAUAGGCCACGGGCUGCGGGUCAAGUUCAACCCUCUGGCCCUGCUACUGGAUGCCUCUCUGGAGGGAGAGUUUGACUUGGUGCAGCGGAUCAUCUAUGAGGUUGAGAACCCCAGCACGGCCAAUGACGAGGGCAUCACCCCCCUUCACAAUGCCGUAUGUGCUGGACGUCACCACAUCGUCAAGUUCCUGCUCGACUUUGGAGUUAACGUCAAUGCUGCUGACAGCGAUGGAUGGACCCCACUACACUGUGCGGCCUCCUGUAACAGUGUGCAUCUCUGUAAGCUGCUGGUGGAGUCAGGGGCGGCCAUCUUUGCCACCACCAUCAGUGACGUGGAGACAGCGGCUGAUAAGUGUGAGGAGAUGGAGGACGGAUACACACAGUGUUCCCAGUUCCUCUUCGGGCUGCAGGAGAAGCUGGGGGUGAUGAAUAAAGGGUCUGUGUAUGCGCUGUGGGACUACGAGGCACAGAGCUCAGACGAGCUGUCCUUCCACGAGGGAGACGCCAUCACCACCCUGAGUCGCAGGGACGACGCUGAGACAGAGUGGUGGUGGGCCAGGCUACAUGACAAGGAGGGCUACGUACCACGCAACCUGCUCGGGUUGUAUCCAAGGAUCAAGCCUAGACAACGUUCUCUGGCAUAGAGAAGACGGUGCACUUUGCUGAGAAGGCAGUGCACGUUGUUGCGCUCUGACUGGGCUCAGAGCUGGGUCUGACUGGAUCUGCAGACAGUGGCUGUGCCCGGACAGUGCCCUCUCUCUCUGCCAGUCUGUGCCACCCCAGAACAAAGGACAAGGGCCAGGGCAUGGACAGAGGGGGCCAUAUCCGGACAGAGACAGACAGACAUGCUUGGAAUUGGUGGUCACUUACCAAAGAGGAAGUAGAGACAGUAUCCACGGCCCAGAGAUCUGUCUACAUUUUAUUAAGGUCCCCCCCUGCCCUUCAUUGGAGCAUGAAGCAAUGAAACAAAACAUUUUUGUUGUAUUUUCAAUGACUCCCACCACCCUGCCACCACCCCUCAUUCAGAGAAUACUCUGAGCAGAGCUUCCCUCUUUCCCUUCUCACUCAGUGUUUGUCUCCUGUGUGUCAGUCAGAGUAAGGCCUAAAUGUGACGAUCUCAGAAAAGGGAGCAGAGAACAGCGGCAGUCAUGAGUUAUUGAAUAUGGGUUUUGCAGUAAGUGCUGUUUGAAGGCGAUCAGAGUUCAAACCCUGGAGGUCAUAUCUACUGGGUUCAGCAGAGGAAAGAAGGGAACAGGUUUUUACAAGAUGAGAAAAGGAAGGAAAGUGACAGAAGGUGUAAUUGAAAGACUUUGAAGGCCAGUUAAAACUACUAAAAGAUGUGUGGAAUGUUCUAAACAGUCAUAGAAUGUUGGUGUUAUUUAUGCAAACCAAAAUGUGUUCUGAAGGAAUGAGUGGAAGAUGUAAUGCUGGGAAGGGAAAGUGAAAGUGGCUGCAUUCUCUUCUACAGAUGCAAUAACUAUGAAGCUAACUAUGGGUGUGAAUUUGAACUAAACUCAUCAAACACUCAUAAGCCUACAGUAUAUAAAUGCUUUAUCACCUGAAAAGGCCUAUAGUUGGAUCUCUUUGGAGUUUUUCAUAUUGAGUUACAUUUUAGCAGACGUUUGUACAUUGUUUGGUUUUCCCUAUUUUUGUUUCAAGUUGGUUGUUGUCUUUUUAAUACCCAUCAUGCAAAGUGAUACACAUUUUGAUCACUGAGUAUAGUCAUACCACAGGAGGUUGGUGGCACCUUAAUUGGGGAGGAUGGGCUUGUGGUAAUUGCUGGAGCGGCAUCAGUGGGAAGGUAUCAACAACAUCAAACACAUGGUUUCCAUGAGUUUGAUGCCAUUCCAUUUGCUCCGUUCCAGCCAUUAUUGUGAGACGUCCUCCCCUCAGCAGCAUCCACUGAGCCAUACUGUACUAUCUUUGGUAUAGCCUACCUGUUGACUGAUGCUGGCUUGAUCUAUAGGUUGUGUAUUACCAUCAGUUCUAUGGGAUGGUUUAUGUGACAAAACGAACACCAAACACUAU
Molecule: messenger RNA, 4991 nt
Organism: Salvelinus sp. IW2-2015
Lineage: Eukaryota; Metazoa; Chordata; Actinopteri; Salmoniformes; Salmonidae
Source: RefSeq, a predicted model, not a curated record